Molecule: messenger RNA, 378 nt
Organism: Talaromyces marneffei
Lineage: Eukaryota; Fungi; Ascomycota; Eurotiomycetes; Eurotiales; Trichocomaceae
Exons: 3
Coding region: 1-378 (125 amino acids)
Source: RefSeq, a predicted model, not a curated record
AUGGCAUCGGGUCGCGCCGUGUCGCACGGCCGGGGAGGCGCUGGAAACAUCCACACCAACGGCAAAGCAACCACAGCCGCCGAUCUGAUCACCCCCACCAUCAAGCAAGAUUUCUUCACAACCGGUCGCGGCGGCACAGGAAACAUGAUGUACAACGACAAGGACCACCCGGAGUUGGCGCGUGGCAGUCAGGAUGUUGAGCAGCCGCCCAAGCGAUCUGAGGAGAGUGUUCAGUUCACUGGUCGAGGCGGUGUUGCGAAUGCUGUCAUUCCGACAGUCGAAGAGCAGAAAGCGAAACAUACUGCUGCCGACCCUCAGCCGGAGCGAUUGCCGAGUCAGGAGCGACCUAAAGAGGUCCCUGGUGGCAAGACUAAUUAG